AUGACGGAACAAAAGACUAUUUUUGGAAUGGAUAGAGUACACGACAAUGUGGUUAUUACAGAUUCUAAUGGACAACAAACGUUCGUGAGAUUUUACAAAACUCUUCCUGAGGAGGUAGUGAUUUUGUUACCUAAUUUCUUCCAAAAUCCAGGAGAUGGUGUAGUUUCGGAUAGUGGAGUUGUUGAUUCAGGUACUGUGUCAAGAGGUGCUGCACUACGAGCUGAAAAUUUUUCAGAAGCAACUUCUCGGAUUUCCCAGGGUUCGUUGCCGUAG
Messenger RNA from Cotesia congregata, 273 nucleotides. The record is from the annotation of a GenBank genome assembly. Lineage: Eukaryota; Metazoa; Arthropoda; Insecta; Hymenoptera; Braconidae.